AUGGCGGUGGUGAGCGAGAAACAGGACGAACCAACUCCCAAUCCUGAUGUUGGUGUUGCUGAACCAAGGAUCGUAGAGUCCACCAGUGGAAAAACUUGUCACCAGUGUCGUCAAAAGAGAAGUGAUAUUGUUGGGUCGUGCGUGACCAAGAAGCGAGACAAGACAUGUCCGAUGAAGUUCUGUCCCAAGUGCUUAUUGAACAGGUAUGGAGAGAACGCAGAAGAGGUUGCCUUGAGUACCGAUUGGGUUUGUCCCAAGUGUAGGGGCAACUGCAACUGUAGUCUCUGCAUGAAGAAACGUGGUCAGAGGCCUACUGGGAUAUUGGUGCACACAGCUAAAGCAACUGGGUUCUCUUCUGUUUCUGAGUUUCUUAAAACUGAGGGUUCUGACAAAUACUUUUAUCAGAGGAAGGUGAAACCGGAAGAUGCUGUUGUAGCUUCACCAGAACUUGGUCAGGAGAAUUCGAUUGAGCAAAACAAUGUUGAGAUUAAAAAAUCGAAGAAAUCUAAACGCGAAGAGCUUAAGGAUAUGAAUAACGGCUCUGGUGAUGAUCAUGCUGCAGUAGAAAAGAGCAGUCCAAAAAGGAGCAAGGUUUCUGAUUCCGUAGCUGAGACGGAUGUUGCUAAAGGAAAAAAUAAGAAGGCUGCUGCUAAGGAUGUCAAGGGAAACAACAUCGCCGGUAAGAUCACGAGAACCAAACCCGUUCUCAAAAAGAAAGAGGAGUAUCAGCUUGAGGAGGUUAAUCUACCUCAGGGAGAAGGCAUCAGCUUCAUUGUUGAUUCUGGCAUUGAAUUUCCACCUGAAGAUGCUGGAAGUGUAUUUCAGUUUUUGGAGUUUUGUUCAGCUUUUGGAAAGGCUCUUGAUCUGAGGAAAGGACAAGCUGAAUGUGUUAUACGUGAAAUGUUUUCCGGGAGAAGCACGAGGAGACAACAACAUUCUACGCUCACCCAGAUGAUAAUCCAAUUACUGACUGUGAUAUUGGAAGAUAGAGGAGCAACUUCGGUUUGCCUGAGUGCAACUGAUGAUACUUGGUUCACUGCUGUUGGAGAAUGUCUUUCGGAAUCAGAAGUUCAGGUUGAUGACUUCCCUCCUGAGAUGUUUGAAAAAGGCAUUUCUGCUUAUGAGAACUUGGAUUCAUCAAACCGGCUUAAGCUUUUGAAUUUCUUAUGUGAUGAAGCACUUGGCACAUCGGUUCUGAGGAAUUGCAUUGAUAACAUUGAAGCUAUUGAAAGGAAAAAGGAAGCAAAAGAAAAGUUGAAUGCAGCAAAAGAUAAGGAGAAACAACUGAAGCAGAAGUUGCAAGAUGAGUUGGCCAAAGCUGUAACAGAGAACAACGGGAUUCCGUUGACUCUUGAAAAGCGUAUUGCAAUUGUAUCACAAAUGAAUGCUGAAAGUGAAGAAGUUCGUUCUGAAAUGCAAACUGCAAUGGACAUGCUACCGAAAAAGAGUCAAGGAUAUGAUGAUGCUCUUAGGACCAACCCGGUCGAAGUUGAUGAUAAUGGUCUUAGAUUCUGGAAAUUGAAGUCUUUUAAUGAAGAACCAAAUAUUUUGGUCCAAGAGUUAGGAAGCAGGAGUGAAUUAUGUCCUCAUGAAAAAUGGUCUGCCUUUAGCCCUGAGCAGAAACCAGAGAUAGAGAAAUACAUCUCUUUCGUAAGGAUGAAACGGCGUCGAGCAAUGAAGAACUCAAAUACUAGUCCUGAGUCUCAGGAUUUAGUUUUAGCUGAGAGCACAUAA
Molecule: messenger RNA, 1734 nt
Organism: Arabis nemorensis
Lineage: Eukaryota; Viridiplantae; Streptophyta; Magnoliopsida; Brassicales; Brassicaceae
Source: the annotation of a GenBank genome assembly